AAAUGGAACUGUCCAGACAUCAGAAGAAGGGCAAGAGAGAGAAAGUGUUGGUGCUCUUUCUGUCCAACCUGCAGUGAGAAAGCUGUGCUGGACAGGUAGCAAUUACAUUUAUGCAGGCCCUGGGAGGAAGCCCCAACUCUUGAUGCACCUGGAGAGCUAUGUGAACAAGGAGCUGCAAACUAUCAGCUCCCAUGAGCCCAAAUUUCAGGAACUGAAACUACAGGUCUACCGUCAUGUCUUUGGUCAUUUCAUCAAAGAGUUCAAAACCUACCAACCCCUCCUUUUGGCCAUCAAAAAGGAAUACGAAACCACCCUAGCAUAUCAGCAGGAUCAAAUCCAAGAACUGGAAUCAUUGCGAUGCCAUCUGAGGCUGGUGACAGAGGAAUGCGACAGGAAGAUUCACGCUCGCUGGGCAGAGGAGCAGGUUGAGAUUGGAGCGUUGAAAAUGGAGAAACAACAACUGCAGAAGGACAUUGAGGCCAUGAGGGAGAGAGAAAGGGCCGUGCAGGCAGUGGUGGACCGUCUGCAGUCUGAACUCUCCGACCAGUAUUUGCAGUAUCGGGAGGAGCGUGAUGCCCGCAAGCUUUUGCUCUGGCAGUUUAAUGACUUAUCAAGAGGCUCUGUGAAGGAGGAGCAUCCUGUAGAUGAAAAUAAAGAAGAGGCUGAGGACACUGUUGAGCUGCAGCUUGCUCUGAAGGUGUGUCGAGUAGACCUGACUAAAGCCCAGGAGGAGCUCAACAGGAUGAAGGCAGAGUAUUGGGAUUUCGUGCCACGACGCAACUGGGACAUCCUGGAACAAACACACAAACACACCCUCCUGCAGGUGGCUCAUCUUAAGACUCUGCAGGGUGACUUCGAUCAGCUGAAGAGUGAGUACGACACCCUGUUGGAGCUCCACAAAGGGGGCAACAUACAGAACAAGACACACACCCCCAUCACUGUGCAGGUGGAUGAGAGUGUGUCCAAUGGACAAGGCCAGAUUCAGUCCAAAAGAACUAAAAGUGCCGAUUGA
Messenger RNA from Chelmon rostratus (copperband butterflyfish), 1012 nucleotides. RefSeq names its product translin-associated factor X interacting protein 1 (gene tsnaxip1). NCBI's taxonomy places the organism in Eukaryota, Metazoa, Chordata, Actinopteri, Chaetodontiformes, Chaetodontidae. The record is from RefSeq and is a predicted model, not a curated record. Gene Ontology annotation, cellular component: cytoplasm. The transcript has 8 exons. Bases 143 to 1012 code for a protein of 289 amino acids.